AUGUUGCGAUUCAUCUGUUUGAGGAAGCGCUAUCGUGGCGGGAUACCCAUGAGCAGAGUUGCCGGUUCCAGGACUGGCGUCUAUGUCGGCUGCAUGACAAGUGACUACGAGGACAUGUCCACGCAUGAUAUCUACGACCUCGCUCACAACACAGCCGCCGGCGUGAGCGAGGCUAUGACCGCAAACCGUGUGUCAUGGUUCUUUGACCUCCGCGGGCCUAGUCUGACCAUCGACACGGCCUGCUCAUCCAGCUUUCCGGAUGGUAUGUCUCACAGUUUCGACUCACGUGCAAACGGCUAUGGUCGAGGCGAGGGUAUUGGUGCAAUCGUGGUCAAGCGGCUGUCUGACGCUGUCCGGGACGGCGAUGUCAUCCGCGCGGUUAUCCGUGGCUCGGCCGUGAACACCGACGGCAAGACACCCAGUGUUACUAUGCCCAGCUCAGAGGCACAAGCAGAGCUGAUUAGGACGGCGUACAAGAGAGCCGGGAUACCGCUCAAGGACACGCGCUAUGUUGAGUUGCACGGGACCGGCACGCCAGUGGGCGACCCAAUCGAGCUGUCGGCCAUAGCGGCCACAUUCGGAGCUUCUGCCACUCCGGAGGACCCCAUCUUUGUUGGCAGCAUCAAGCCGGCUGUGGGCCAUACGGAAGGUUGUGCAGGACUCGCGGGAGUCCUGCGAGCCAUAGCCUCCUUAGAAAGAGGCACGAUACUGCCCACAGUGGGAAUUGAGACUGUCAACCCCAAAUUGAAGUUUAAAGACUGGAAUCUUGCUCUCCCUCCCGGCAGCAUACCGUGGCCGAGCCAGGGCCCCCGGCGUGCCAGUGUCAACAGCUUUGGAUUUGGUGGGGCGAACGCUCAUGUCAUUUUGGAGGAUGCGUACCAUUAUCUGAAGGAUCGCUCCAUCGCUGGUGUUCACGAUACCGAUAUACCCGCAUCGGAGCAGUCCCCUGAAGAGCAAACGGAGCCCACUGUGAGGCCUGAAGAAGUCGACAGCUGCCUCGUCUCUGGAGUGGAAAAGACCAAGAAGGUAUUUGUGUUCAGUUCACGCGACCAACCUGGACUACAGCGGAUAGCAAAGUCGUUGCAAAGUCACCUCACAUCCGUCACACAGAACGCGAGGGGGAAGGAGGCGAAGCCGGCUUAUCUCGACAACAUCGCAUACACUCUCGCAGCCAGACGCUCCGUGUUUGACUACAGGUCUUUUGUCGUGUCAGAUUCCCUAGAGAACCUUUCGUCACAGCUCUCAAAGUCCGUACCUUCCUUCCGACGUCCCAGCAAGCUGAACGGCGUCGUCUUCGUCUUCACGGGUCAGGGUGCUCAGUGGGCGGGGAUGGGAAGGGAACUGCUCUCCUACCCGGUGUUCUCAGACAGUAUUGCCAGAAGCUCCGCAUGUUUAUCGUCAUUGGGAUGCAGCUUCGAUCUACUCACCGAGAUCCAGAGGACACACGGCAGCAGCAUCGACUCUCCCGAGUACAGCCAGCCGAUCUGUACGGCGGUCCAAGUAGCCAUAGUUGACUUGCUAAAGGACUGGUCGAUUUCGCCCAGAGCCGUCAUUGGACACUCCAGUGGAGAAAUUGCUGCCGCCUUCGCUGCUGGCAUCAUUACACACCAGGAUGCCAUCAAGGUAGCCUACUACCGCGGAAUCUACUCACUCCGCGUCGCCAAAGGUCCUCGCCGGGGUGCCAUGCUCGCUGCCGGCAUAUCGGCAGACGAAGCGAGCCAGUUCCUGGAGGCCCUGCCCAAAGGCAGCGUCGCCGUCGCCGCGUGCAUCAACAGCCCCAAGAGCGUCACCCUCUCAGGCGAUGAAGACGCCGUGUCGCUGCUGGAGGAGCGUAUAUCCAGCGAGCAAAAGUUUGCCAGGAAACUCCGCGUGUCCACCGCCUACCACUCCCCGCACAUGAGAGAUGUCGCUGACGAGUGUCUGGCGGCCAUGGACGGAUCUGGAUUCUCGCAGCCCCGAAAGACCGAGGUCCUCAUGUUCUCGUCGGUCACGGGUGACCUUGUAGACCACUGCGAGGUCAACACAUCGUACUGGGUUCGGAACAUGUGCCAGCCGGUUCUCUUCUCCGGUGCAAUGCAGAACCUCCUUACGUACUCUCCAAACAGGCGGAGCUCCCGUAAGGUGCCUUACAAGUGGAACUCAGUCGUCGAAAUCGGGCCACAUUCAGCUUUGAAGGCACCUGUCGUUCAGAUCAUGGAGGGUCUCGAUAAGAAGCUGUCGACCGAGCUCCCCUAUCUUUCCGUUCUGGUACGGAAAGAAGAUGCUGUCUCGACGGCACUCAAAGCGGCGGCCACGUUCUGGGCGCUGGGGGAGUCUGUAUCUUUAAGCCGGGUGAACCGCGAGGACGAGCGCAAAGCCAAGCCACAGGUGCUCAGUGACCUGCCCCCUUACCAGUGGAACCAUGACAAGCAGUACUGGCAUGAAACCAGCGGCACAAGAUCCGAGAGGCUCAAGACGCAGCCUCGGACGGACCUACUCGGUGUUCCUAUCGAGGACCAGAACCAGUUCGAGCCACAAUGGAAGAACUACCUGCGCAUCAGCGAGAAUCCUUGGAUCGAGGACCACGCCAUCACUGGCACAAAUUUGUACCCAGGAGCUGGAAUGCUGAUCAUGGUCCUCGAGGCUGCGCAACAGCUGGCCGAGAAGGGCGUGCAUUCCCGCGGCAUUGAGUUCCGCGAUGUCCACUUCGACCGGGGCUUGGUGAUCCCAGGAGAAGGGGCCGUUGAGACGCGGCUCAGCAUUCGACUGCCUGAUGAGCAGGAUGAAUCGCUUUACAGCUUCGCAGUAUUCUCCAACACAGGUAGUUCCAGUUGGAUUAAACACUGCUUUGGUAACUUCGUCAUCCAAUAUGACCAUACUCCAGAUGAGCUCGGCCCGCGAGGCUGGGCGCGAUUCAGAGAGGAGUAUGACAAGCUCAGGAGCCUCCCCAGCCGAGAUAUCGAAGUCGAGAAGCUAUACAAGGACCUACAUGAUAUUGGUAUGGAAUAUGGAGACAUGUUCCAGAACGUGACCGCACUUGCUACCACGGAUGACGGGACAGGUUGCUAUGGAACAGUGGAAAUCCCGGACACCAAGAGCGCCAUGCCAUCAGAGUUUGAAUUCCCACACCUUAUCCACCCUGCCACGUUGGACGCGAUCUUCCACCUGAUGGUGGUAGCCGUCUCAGACGGAGGAUCUUGGAAAGAGGCUGCAGUACCUUACCGCUUGGAGCGGAUGUUCAUUGCGAAUGAUCUGCCACAAGGGGCGGGGGCCCUUUUCUCGGGUUACUCGUACCGUCGCAAUCAAAAUAAGAACGGCCAGCUCAGUGCAGACCUUGUGGUCUCUGAUGAGUCGUGGGAGCACCCGAAGAUCAUUGUUGACGGCCUUCACAUGAGACAAGUGACCGGUGCCGUGCCGAGCUCACAAGGCCCGAGCAACGACCUAGGAGGCGUGGAGAGAAGAUGUACCGCGUUGAGCUGGAAGUUGGACCCAGCAAGCUUCCUCAGCGCAAGUUCGACGAGCGCUCCUUCACUAAGCCGUCUCAAAUCUGUGUCAGGGUUACUCGAUUGGUUAGAUAUUGAGUCCCACAGAACCCCUGAGCUGAGUAUUCUCGUCGACGGCGACACAGUGGAUCCUAGCGCUGUCGACCAGCUUCGGCCUUUUAUCUCGGGAGAGAGUGCGUACCGGGGAGCGUCCAAACUCACCGUGAUCGGCGUCACAGAGGAGGUUUUGGACAUCUGGCGCGAGAUCAUCGAAGCCGGCCCAGCUCUUGCUGAAGUCAACUUCCAACUCCACGAGACACACCACGAGAGUCACGACGAUGUCGGAAAGGCCAAAUUUGACUUGGUGCUCACUGGCCCAUCCGAUGAUGGCCAGUCUUUAGAGUCAACCGCGUCAUCUUGGGCACAUCAAUUACAACCCCGAGGGCGAGUCUUGGUCUUUUCGAAGAAUGGCGCCAUCCCGCCAGCGCAAGCCCACCCGCAGGUAAGCGGAACUUCCGACCACAGCUUCGCCAUCCGCGGCGUAGCGCUUGACCAGGGCUCUCUGGCGGUGGCAGCACCUUUCACUGAGCCUAGCCCAGAGCAUCAGACGAUCCGUCUCCUCGUUCCCGAGUCCUAUGUCGAUGCUCAAGCCCAGGCCCUGGUCCAAGACCUUGAGAAGGGUCUCCUGGAGCUGUCACAAAAAGUACGAAAAUCGCACGCGACAAACAUGACGGACGACUUUGGAGGCGAACACGUUAUCUCCCUGCUGGACCUGGGUUCCAAGGGUGGCUUCGUGACCAACUGGACCUCCUCGGAAUUCGACGAGUUCCGCCAGCUGAUUGGCUCCGCGAGACACAUCUUCUGGCUAACACGCGGCGGCCAGAUGCUCGUUCCCGAGUUGUCUGGGCUUGAAACAGCCGCCACGACCGGGUUCCUUCGUGUGCUUCGCAACGAAAACCCUCAGCUGACGAUUACACACCUUGACCUGUCCCCGGCAGCCGAUGCAACCAAAGUCGACACGGUACUGCGGCUCUGGGCCUCCUCGGUCGAGGGAGACGUCGAGGACAGGGAACUGGAGUUUGCAGAGCUUGACGGCGAGAUUUACAUUCCCCGUACUGUGCAGGAAGCCUCGUUCGACGAGGAGAUUGCUUUGGCGACAAGCACUGCGCCACCGGUGAAUACGGCUUUGGGGGCGACAGGAGGCCCGCUGCAGCUUGACACAGAUGGCUUCAUCUGGCACCCCAUUGACUUUCCUCAGUCUGGACUCGAACCAGAACAGGUAGAAGUACGGGUGACCAGCAUUUCGACAGUCCCGAGCAGUUCCGGUGUCGAUUCCCUGGCGAAGGACCUCUGGGCAGAGACAACAGGAGUUGUCACUGCGUGUGGCAGCAGUGUUGUUGGACUCCGCGAGAAUGAUCAUGUCGUGCUCCUGGGAAACACAAACUCCAGCACAUAUCUGCGGAAGCAUCAGAACGAUGUGAUAAAGGUACCUGAGACGGUACCAUUAUUAGGUGCAGCUAGCACCAUCUGGCUUUACCUGAUGGCAUCCUACAUCUUGGACCGAGUUGUUUGUUUGCAAGAUGGCGAUAGUGUCCUGAUCUGUGAUGCUUUGGCUCCUCUGGGCGAGGCCUUGGUUUCGUUAGCUCACAACAAAGGCGCAAAGGUCCUGGCCACCGUGGCAAAUGGUGAAGAAAAGAGGACAGCGUUGGAGAGACUCGCGUUGCCAGAGGACUCAGUCUUGGACACAGGAAAAGUCUCGAUCGCCUCUUUGAUCCGCCACAGGACUGAGGGAAAUGGCGUCGACGUCCUUGUGGCGCCAUCGUCGCAACGCAAUGCGUACCGGGACGUGUCCGAUUUUGUAAGCGACUUUGGACGCGUUGCAGUGACCCUGAAUGGUGACGAGGAUCACGCCCCGCCUCGCAAGCUCGGCCACCGCAAUAUCAGCUAUGCGACCGUCAACCCGAGACAGAUCCUCGGAAGCAGGCGAAAAAUUGUGGCACAAUUACUCAGAAAGGUCCCAGAGAUAUUCGCAUUGGGUUCAUCCGUCAUACAUCCGUCCCUCAACGUCUUCCCCGUCUCUCAGCUAGGCGAGGCGAUAGAGUCUGGCAAGGCUUCGGGGGAGAAGGGUAUUGUGGCAGUCGGGUUUGAAGACGACACACUUGUGCCUGUUAGACCUCGCAGCCGUUCAAAUGUGCAGCUCCCCGCCGACGGUACCUAUGUGCUCGCUGGAGGACUGGGAUCGCUGGGCUUGAGGAUUGCCAAGUUGAUGGUCGAGCAUGGCGCCAAACACAUUGUCCUUUUAUCUCGCUCUGGCCAGAAUCCCAAAUGGGAUAGCGAAAUCAGUGCUAUCACAUUGCUGGGAGGACUUGUUGAAGUCCUCAAAUGUGACGUGACGAAUAAGAAAGAGGUAGAAGAAGCCGUGUCCUCGUUGGUGAAAGCCGGACGCACAGUUCGUGGCGUGGUGCAAUGCGCCAUGGUUUUGCAGGACAGCAUCUUCAGCAACAUGACGCACACCCAAUGGCGCACAGCCUUCGCCCCCAAGGUCGCAGGCACCUGGCACUUGCACAACAGCCUUUUGGCGGCAGACCUGGACUUCUUCGUCAUGCUCUCCUCCGUUGUCUCCAUCAUCGGAAACGUCUCGCAGGCCAACUACGCGGCCGCAAAUUCGUUCAUGGACGCCUUCGCGCAUUACCGGCGAACUGCGCUCGGCCUCCCGGCGGUGUCACUUAAUGUCGGCCUCGUCCGCGACUCUGACCACGAGAUCGACGGCACCGGGAUGGAGCAUUACCUUGAGCGGUUCGGCCACAUGGCUUCGGUCAGCACGACGCUGGAGGAGCUGGACAUCGGGUUGCUGGAGUGCAUGAGGGCUGGAAAGGCGGCCCCGCCGCAGGUUGUGUUCGGCAUGAGCGACGCGCUGAGGAGAGAGGACCAGUGGACGCGUGACCGUAAAUUCGGCCACCGGAUGGCGAGAACCGUGACAAGCGAGGGUGAAUCCUCUGAGAAUGAUGCCGAGGCUGAGGUUAAGGACGCCUUGGCGCACGCGGCAUCGGUGUCGGAAGCCGCGACAGUCGUUGCGGGGGCGUUGAAGAGGCUUCUGGCCCCGGGUCUGGGAGUGCAGCCUGGCGACAUUGGGGAUGACAAGCCGUUGUAUGAGGUUGGAGUGGACUCGUUCAAGGCGGUUGAGAUUCGCAACCAGGUGUUCCGCGACUUGAAGAGCGACAUUUCCGUAUUCGAGAUAUUGAGCUCGAGGCCACUGGCAGAGCUGGCAGGGAUCAUUGCAAUGGGCAGCCAGUUGGUGCCAGCCGAGGCCAAAGCUGGUGGGCUGCAAGGUGAGACAUAG
Diaporthe citri is the source of this 6801-nucleotide messenger RNA. RefSeq lists its product as uncharacterized. Gene Ontology annotation, biological process: secondary metabolite biosynthetic process; fatty acid biosynthetic process. The record is from RefSeq and is a predicted model, not a curated record. Lineage: Eukaryota; Fungi; Ascomycota; Sordariomycetes; Diaporthales; Diaporthaceae. The transcript has 7 exons. Gene Ontology annotation, molecular function: fatty acid synthase activity; oxidoreductase activity. Bases 1 to 6801 code for a protein of 2266 amino acids.